Penicillium cosmopolitanum is the source of this 4008-nucleotide messenger RNA. RefSeq lists its product as uncharacterized. The record is from RefSeq and is a predicted model, not a curated record. Gene Ontology annotation, biological process: mRNA splicing, via spliceosome. Gene Ontology annotation, cellular component: spliceosomal complex. NCBI's taxonomy places the organism in Eukaryota, Fungi, Ascomycota, Eurotiomycetes, Eurotiales, Aspergillaceae. The transcript has 6 exons. Bases 1 to 4008 code for a protein of 1335 amino acids.
AUGGCCUCUACCUUCGACCGGACCGCCACCGUGGCCGACCACGACUCGGGCUCUGACCGCGACGAUGACGGACUUGACGGAGACUACAGCAUGGUCGCAGAUGCAGACUACCCAAACACGGUCGACUACUAUACUCUUCUGGGCCUUUCCUCUCAUCCUCCCCCGACCGACGCCGAGAUCCGUUCCGCCUACCGUAGCUUGACUCUCAGUUUCCAUCCGGAUAAACAACCUCCGCACCUUCGCGAGGCAGCCCGGCGGCACUUCAACCAAAUCCAAGAGGCCUAUGAUGUGCUUAUCGACUCGCAAAAGCGCACGGUCUAUGACAUGAUGGGUGCAGAGGGAGUAAAACGGGAGUGGGGACAUUUCGGUGCUAUGGGUCUUCACGGCGAAGCUGCGAAUCAAGAUGUUGGCGUUAAGACUAUGUCUUCGGACCAAUUUCGGCGGUGGUUUUUGAAAACCAUGAAGAAGCGGGAGCGGAAGGCUGUGGAGAGCCUCGUGGAAAGCCAUGGCACACUAACCAUUGGAAUCGAUGCAUCGGAAACAAUCACGGUAGACGAUGACGACGAUGUAACCUUCCAUAUACCCUCGCCGAAACUCUCCACGUUUGGGGUGAAUUACAGUUUCAAUACACCAUUACCACUUCCAGACUUCUUCAAGGCAACGAACAACGACUCUGAAGAUAAGGACGCCUCUACAGAAGAGCCAGAUUCAGAAGACGAUGAUGAUGAUCUCGUACAGCUCACGAUAAAUGCUGGUGUCCGGGGCAAUAUAAAAGAACGCAAGCAGCGAUUGACCAUUUCUUAUGACGACGGCACGGAGGAGGAGGAUCUUGAGGUACCUAUUGCUCCGAUCUUAGUGGGAAACGCACUUGAGCUUGGUGCCACAGUGACGCCCAACUUCAAGGGCCUUCUCGGCACCCGCGGUGUCUGGAAUCGAUUCCCUUUCUCGUUCUUAAAGGAUUCAAGCGUCUCGCUCGGUGCGCUUCUACUUCCAACCCCAGCCCUUACGACUACCGUUACUCGGGCCUACCAACCAAUCUCAGGCGUGAAGCCGUUCAAUGUGGCUGCCACUAGUACCAUCCAACGAUCCCUUGCUGAAAGUCCGCCGGCUUUCCAGAUACAGGCGACAAAGCAAAUAGCCGAAAGAAAGGUUGCAGUGCUCACCUGGAACAGCGGACUUUUACAAUGGCCCGGUUUCCUCACUGAAACUUUCCCUUCACUUGGAAUGAGCGCCGAAGCCUUUUAUGCUUCGAUGGAAAACCCUAGUCAACUUCAAAUAGCUCUGAUGUCAGUAGCAAAGCCUAAGCCUGCGCAAACUGGAGGUGAUGAGGAGGGUGACUAUGACGACGAAACGCAAAAUCUGGAAAAUGCGGAUAUUGAUCGCUCUGCAGAAGCAUGGAACACAUCCCUCACGCUUUCUCCAGGCGGAGGUGGCAUCGCUCUUACCUAUUCAAGGAAUUUAUUCUCGGGAAAGCCAAUGGAUGAUCCCGUGAGGACUGAGUGGAACUCUGAAGGCUACCUACCAAUGGCAAAGAUGGAUGAAGCACGCGCGGUCAAGGUUCAAGUUUCGAGUAUCAUCGGACUCGACGGCUCUAUUCAGUGGACCGUGAAGGGUACCCGGCUAUUUGGAGAAAAUACCAGAGUUGGGCUGGGUAUGGGUAUUUCGGCGAACAAUAUCGCAAUGACCGUUCACUGGAAACGUCUUGGCCAGCGCAUCAAUCUUCCGGUUAUUCUGAUGCCUCACCGUCAUCACGAUGCUGCAGUAUUGGCCACGGCCAUCCCCUGGGUGACAUACUGUGCUAUUGAAUUUGGAUAUGUUCGCCCACGCGAACGAAAGAAGCGUCGACAGGCAGUUGCCCGUCGCCAUAAGGAGCUGAAUAAGCUCAUUCCUAAGAAACGCGCCGAAAGCGAGCAAGCUAUCGAGCUGAUGCUGGACCAAGUACAGCGACGACAAGCACGGGAGGAAUAUCACGGCGGCUUGGUUGUUACAAAGGCAGAAUAUGGUUACUACCCUUCGCAAAGCAAGAAACCCAAGAGUGGAUUCACGGAACCUCGAGUUAUGGACGCAACCAUCCCCGUGGCGGCACUGGUAUACGGGGGUCAGUUGGUGAUUCCGAAGGAACGGGUGAAGUUCCAAACUCUAGGAUUCUAUGAUCCAGCACCGCUACUGCCGAAACGCUUGAAGAUUUGGUACAAAUUCCAGGGACAGGAGCAUUUUGUCGAACUUGGCGACAAAGAGGGAACUGCCUGUCCUUUUAGUCUCAUCAUGGCUUCUCUCGCAUCGGGACUAUUCAAAUCCCUCCCCAAGCCCAAAUAUACCGGCGAGGAAGAGGAGGUGCCACAACAUGCGCAGCCCCGUGGCCCGCGUGUAGUGGGCGCCGACCAGCUCGACGAAACCCAAGUCGUCUUGCGGAGAGUUGGACCCCCGCCUUACGGAAACCGCGCAGGAUGGCGACCUCGAGCUCCCGAAGAUUUUGGCGACGGCGGCGCGUUCCCUGAAAUUCUAGUCGCCCAAUACCCUCUCGACAUGGGUCGAAAGGGAACCUCUUCGACCUCGAAUGCGCUCGCGGUCCAGGUCGAUGCCGAGGGCAAGGUAAAGUACGAUGCCAUUGCGCGCCGGGGACAUGCCGACAACCGGGUUGUCCAUGCGUCAUUCAAGGAUUUGAUCCCACUGCGACAGCGAGUGGAUAUGGGAGAGAUCUCGUUAGACCGCCCAUCGGAGGAGGAAGUUGCAGCGCAGAUGGAGAAAACCAAGAAUGCCCUGGCCAGUCUUGUCGAUGGAGCCGUUCAAGCCCAGAAACCGAAGAACGUGAAGGGCGGACGCCGGAACGAGCCCACGUUUGUGCGAUAUACGCCUGCGAACCAGAUGGGAGAUAACGACAAGAAGAACGACCGUAUCAUGAAGAUUGUGGACCGACAGCAGGAUCCGAUGGAACCGCCUAAGUUCAAGCAUAAGAAGAUCCCCCGUGGCCCGCCAUCUCCUCCACCCCCCGUCAUGCACUCGCCGCCGAGAAAACUUACCGCCGAGGAUCAAGAAGCGUGGAAGAUCCCCCCGCCCGUGUCGAACUGGAAGAACCCGAAGGGUUAUACCGUUCCCUUGGACAAGCGUCUGGCUGCCGAUGGCCGUGGAUUACAGGAUGUGACUAUCAACGACAAGUUCGCUCAGCUUGCAGAGUCCUUGUUCACCGCCGAUCGCCACGCCCGAGAGGAAGUGCAGCUUCGUGCCCAGAUGCAGCAGAAGCUUGCCGAGAAGGAGAAGGCCCAGAAGGAAGAGCAUCUUCGACAAUUGGCUCAAAAGGCGCGCCAGGAGCGUGCUGGUCCCAGCCGUCGCGAUUCCGAUGCCCGAUCGCGAUCGCGCUCGCGCAGUGCCAGUCGAAGCGCAUCCCCUUACUCGUCAAGAUCCGCCACCCCCGACCAAGACGAGCAAGCUGCCCGUGAUCGUGAGCAGCAGCGCCGCGAGCGUCGCCAGGAGAACGAGCGACAACUCCGUCAGUCUCGGAUGGGAACAGAGCGUCGCAUACAGACUAUGGCCCGCGAGCAGAACCGUGAUAUUUCUGAGAAGGUCGCUCUUGGAUUGGCCAAGCCGACCCAAAGUUCCGAGUCUAUGUGGGAUUCGCGGUUGUUCAACCAAACCAGCGGUAUGCAUGCUGGAUUCAACGAAGAUAACCCUUACGACAAGCCGCUGUUUGCCGCGCAGGACGCCAUCAACAGCAUCUACCGUCCUCGGGCCCAGGCAGACGCCGACGAUGAGGAGGCAGGCGAAGGCGAGAUGAGCAAGAUCCAAAAGACCAACCGCUUCGAGGUUCUUGGACGUGCUAAGGAAGGUUUCCGUGGUGCUGCUGAUGCCGAAGAGCGUCAAGGCCCUGUACAGUUCGAGAAGGAUACUGCGGAUCCAUUCGGCAUUGACAGCAUGAUUGCUGAUGUCACAGCUGGUCAGAAGCGCUACGGUAUCCAAGAAGCAGAGCCUGAUGACCGUGGCUCCAAACGUGCUAGGGUGGAUGACGAUUGA